AUGCAGCCGCUUACAAGCAUCACACUACCUGGCCGUCGUCAGCGGGAGGCAGCUAGCAAGUUGCUAACAAUUCACAAUCCAAAGGUCAAGCCGUCGCGACCUUCAAAUCCUCUCCGGGUAGUCUGUAUUUCCGACACUCAUAACACACGCCCGAUACUACCUCCAGGGGAUCUUCUCAUCCAUGCCGGAGACCUGACAGAGAACGGUUCCUUUGAGGAAGUGCAAGCCGAGUUGAAAUGGUUGUCGGACCAGCCGCAUACAUACAAGGUCCUCAUUGCAGGAAAUCACGAUGUCCUUCUUGACGAAGCCUUUCUCACCAAGUAUCCGGAGCGACGAUACGGCCUAAGCAAGACGAAAGCUGAUCUCGACUGGGAUAGCGUCAUCUACCUCGAGGAUAGUUGUAUCGCACUCGACUUUCCACCAACUGAGCCAAUUAGGGACGUCACUCCAAGCUCUGAACCUCGAAGACUCACAAUAUUCGGGAGUCCCUGGACACCACGGUACGGGACGUCGGCGUUCCAGUACCGGCCUGACGAUGAACUCCACUGGUCCACUCGAUUCUCCUCCUUGGAUACCAAACCGGAUAUCAUCAUCACUCAUGGUCCGCCAAAGCAUCAUCUCGACACGCGCGACUUCCAUCGAGCGGGAUGUCCAUACCUAGCCGAGGAGAUCGCUCAAAUCCGGCCACGCCUUGUCGUAUCUGGACACAUCCAUGUUUCCUAUGGACGUGAAGAUGUAGUCCUAGAUGGCGUACAGAGAGCAUACGAGGAGGUAAUGACUGGAUGGGCCGGAUGGAUGACGGUGGGCUGGAUGGCGAUUCUAGUGCUUUUGGCGAAACUGAAGGGAUUAGUUCUACCAGCCCUUAGUCAAGAAAGGACUGUCUUUGUUAAUGCUUCGGUCGUCUCUGGGCCCAAGAAUGUUCUCACGAAUGAGCCAAUUGUGGUGGAACUCUAA
Molecule: messenger RNA, 954 nt
Organism: Fusarium vanettenii 77-13-4
Lineage: Eukaryota; Fungi; Ascomycota; Sordariomycetes; Hypocreales; Nectriaceae
Exons: 1
Coding region: 1-954 (317 amino acids)
Molecular function (GO): hydrolase activity
Source: RefSeq, a predicted model, not a curated record